AUGGAGCCAGAGGACAUGCCGUGGCCAGGAGAGCUCGAGGAGGAGGAGGUGGAGGAGGAGGAGGAGGAGGAGGAGGAGGCGGAGAACUUGGACGAGGACGAGGUGGUGAUGGUGGAGGAGAUGGAGGAAGAGGAGGGGCGGGAGCCGGACGCGGAUUUUAACUAUGAGAGCCAGCGUCGGGAGAGUACGGACGACGAGGAGGAUGAGGAGGCCAAGGCCUUGCUGCAGGCUCACCCCGGCCGGACUUUGCCUCAGCCGUCGCUCCCGAGGCACCGCUAUUCGGAGGGCGAGCUGACCAGCCCGGGGAAGGUUAUUCCAUUGACCUGUCAUGUAUGGCAACAGCCAUUAUAUCAAAACAAUAGUGGAACACAGAUUUCUGAUACUAAUGUGGUCUCUUUGGAAAAAACAGCUCAGUGGUGUUCUGGGGAUGAUCAGAGAACAGAAUCUUGGCAUUAUCUUCCUCAAGAAAUGGACUCUUCCCACACCUUGGAUACAACCCAGACCAGGUUUAAUGUGAGAGAGAAAGGGACUGAAGUGACAGACUUCCCCUCUCUGGAGGAAGGUAUAUUGACCCGAUCAGAAAAUCAAGUAAAGGAGUCGAACAGAGAUCUCUUAUGUUCUCCAUUGCUAGUCAUACAAGACAAUUUCGCUUCUCCUGAUUUGCCUUUGCUGACAUGUUUGACAAAAGAUCAAGAGUUUGGGCCUGAUUCCUUGUUUCACCAAAGUGAAUUAGAUUUUGCACCUCUGAGGGGAAUUCCUGGUAAGUCUGAAGACACCGAAUGGUUUUCUCGACCGUCGGAAGUUAGUGAAGCUUUAUUCCAGGCAGCCUCGGAAGUAGCUUCAAACUUAGUUAACAGUUGCUUUAGUGUAUCUCAGCACCCACUUAUAGGUAGUACAGCUAUUGAGUCUCAGCGCUUAUUAACUCUUGAACGAGGGACUAAAGAAGAAACUGUUUCACCUGAUACACUUGAGGAUCUGAAAACCCCCAAAGACUCUGAUAGUUAUGAUGCUCUUUAUUCAUAUAUGUCAUGGAAGACACAAGAAGUUAUACAGGAGCCAGAAACCAAUUUAGCUGAUAAAGAUCAAGUUUCUUUUUCAACUGCAUCUGAUACAAAUGAUGAAUACAUAACUCCUAAAGGAAGUGACAGUUUUGAUGCUUCUUGUUCAUAUGUGCAAUAUGGGAAACAGGAAUCUUUACAACAGUUAGAAAAAUAUUUAACCAGUAAGGACCGUGAUUCUUAUUCAGAUUCCUCUGACACAAUUGAUAAAAAUAAAAUUCCUAAGGAAAGUGACAAUUUUAGUGCCCCUUUUUCAGAUAUGCCAUGGAGCAAACAGGGAGCUUCACACCAUCCAGAAAAAUGUCUAAUCAGUAAGGACUGUGUUUCUUUUCCACAUGAAGUUGCUCCUCGUUUUUAUAGUAAAAUGCCACAUUGUUUUUUGCAUUGUUUGUUGGAAAGAGGAGGAAGAGAGGUUCCCUUGACAGCUGAUAGUCAUUAUUUUGAGAGUGUUUAUUUAAGGGCUCCUGCUGAGAAUGAGAUGAAACAAAAGAUGGAUUCUUUGGAGGGUUAUAAAAGAAAUGAAGAAGAUCUGGGGAAAGAAUUAUCUCAAUGUUUUGAACUAAAGGAGAAUAGAAAUACUUUAGUAUUUUCAGAGGUGCAUCCCAGAUCUGCAGAAAUACAAUAUAUUGAGAAUGUUGUAGGUACUGAUAAUUCUGUAGAAGUGUCAGAAGCACAUAUACUCUCCACGGGGCAUGAUACCUCUAAGAUGGAGGUUUUUGGUGGUCGUCUUCAGACAAUUAAAUCCAACUCAGAUGAGACAUCAGAACAGCUGUAUUUUCAAGAAGAAAGAAACCAAAAGCCACCUUCUGCUUUUGGUGGGAAAAAUGUUGAUGCUACUGAAAAUGUAGCCUUUCAGGCAGUUAUUGCCUCUAUUGAACCUUCUGAGAAAGAGAGUACAGUAAAUGAAAUCCAAACUGACAUCAAUAAAUCUUUAACAAAUGACAGCCAAGAAAAUGAACCAAAAAAUCCAGAUCUUUCCCUAUUAAAUUAUGAUGAAAACUUUUUCUUUGAUAAACUUAAUCACCCACGCUAUCAAUCUACUCCUGGGGUGUUUGAAUCAGCAGCUUCAAAACCAUUGUCGUAUAAAAAAGAUAAUGGUGAUAGCUCCCUGUACUGGCAUCCCAAUUUAAAAUCACUCCCCAGUGCUCCUCAGGAAAUAUUCAUUAAGCCACUCUCUCUUAGUCCAGAGCUUAAGUCGUCAUCUUCUUUAAGUGAAAAAUCUCUCAGACAAGCUGUUGGUCUUGGCAAGACACAGUCAGCUUUAUUUCAGUAUGAUACAAACAAUGAACCAUUUCUUCCCAUUGGGGAGAUAAAGUCUGUUUCUGCUCUUGACCUUGCAGAGAAGUUAGGGUCUUCAGACAUUAUUUAUCCAAUGAAAGUAUGGACUUCAGAUUCUUUGGUUUUACAAGAUUUAAAGCAGCACACCUUUGAAGAAGUUGCAGAUUCCUCAAACUGUAUUUUGGGUAAGAAUGGAAACUCUAGUAACAUCAUUGAAAGUCCAUCUGCAGCUUUAGGAAGCAGCUUUUCAGCAAACUUGGUGGCAUGUGAUGCAAAGUCACAAGGUGCUUUGCCAGUGAUCAGUGAUGCGUCAUUAAUUGCAGUUGGCCAAGAGACAUUGCUGAAAGCUGAUAUAGACCAAGGUGAAAUUCCUCCGCCUGUGGGAGCCAAGUCCAGUUUUACUGUCUAUACAAUUAUGCAAAAUGACUCCUAUUUUGUAGAGGGCCUGCAGGGGAAGGCUGAAUCUGACAUCUGUACUCUGGAUGAUGAUACUGAAUGCUGUAGCCUAGAUGAAAAUGAUGUAUGCAGGAAAAGAGUUGUUGAACUACAAAGAGAGAUAUGUGGCCAAGGUGACUUGACUGGUGAGUGCAUUAAGCUAGCAGGUUUAGAAAAUUUGCUUGAUAAUCUAGAGAUUUGUGACAGCUCCCUGCACUGGCAGUCUACUGUACAGCUACCAUGUAAGGAAGAGAGCAGUUCUGAAGAGCCUGUAUGUCCUUCUAAUAUGGACAGUAAUCAGUCUUUUGCAUCUGUAUUGCCUCCAUUUGUUCCUCAUGAGCCAACUAGAGAGUUGGAGUAUCACUCUUCAGAUCUCAGAAUGUUGAGGGUAUCUCCUGACACUGUGCCAGGGACUCUCAAACAUUCACCAGGGGAUACGUCCAAAGGAGACAGAGCUGAAAUUCCUCAAUCCACCUUGAAACCAGGCAUCACUACCACUCCUGAAGAUUCAGACACUGUAUCUCAUUUAUCCUUGUCCCCUGAGGACUUUCCUCAGUUGGCUGGAAGGUCUCCUCAAGUGAAGAAUAUUGGUCAACAUACUGAUACUCUCAACCAACAGACAUUAGCAGACAGUCGUCUAACUGAAGAGGCUCUAAAAGUUUCAGCUGUUCCUGGGCUAGCUGACCAGAAGACUGAGAUAGCAACAGUGCCCUCUAGUUCCUACUCACAAAGAGGGAAGCCAAAUAUUUUCUACCCACAGGGCUUGCCAGACGGUCAUCUAACUGAAGAGGCUCUAAAAGUUGCAGCUGUUCCUGGACUUGGUGACCAGAAGACAAGUAUAUCUGCAGUCCCUCCAAGUUCCUACUCACCUGGAGAGAAGCACAGUAUUUUCUACCCACAGGCAUUGCCAGACAGUCAUCAAACUGAAGAGGGUCUGAAUGUUUCAGUUCUUCUUGGACUAGCUGAUCUAAAGACUGGAAAACCAACAGAACCGGCUAGUUCCUACUCAGUUGGAGAGGAGCCUGGCAUUUUCUACCAACAGGCCUUGCCAGGCAGUCAUCUACCAGAAGAGGCUCUGAAAGUUUCACCUUCUCCUAGACCAGUUGAUGAAAAGACUGGGUUGCCUACUGCAUCCUCUGCCUCUUACUCACAUGGAGAGAAGCCUCGUAUUUUCUAUCAACAGACAUUGCCAGAAAGUCAUCUAAUUGAACAGGCUCUGAAAGUUUCAGCUGCUUCUGGACCCCCUGAACAGAAGACUGGGAUUCCUAUAGUAACUUCUACUUCUUACUCACAUAGAGAGAAGCUCAGUAUUUUGUGUCAGCAGGAGUUGCCAGACAGUCAUCUAACUGAACAGGCUCAGAAAAUUUCAGCUGCUCCUGGAUUGGCUGAGCAGAAGACUGGGAUUCCUACCAUACCCUCUACUUCCUAUUCUCAUAGAGAGGACCCUCUUAUUUUCUACCAACAAGAGUUGCCAGGCAGUUAUCUAACUGAACAGGCUCAGCAAGUUUCAGCUGCUCCUGGAAUGGCUGAGCAGAAGACUGGGAUAUCGACAGUACCCUCUACUUCCUAUUCACAUAGAGAGAAGCCCAGUAUUUUGUACCAACAAGAGUUACCAGAUAGUCAUCUAAUUCAACAGGUUCAGCAAGUUUCAGCUGCUCCUGGAUUGGCUGAGCAGAAGACUGGGAUUCCUACCAUACCCUCUACUUCUUACUCACAUAGAGAGAAGCCCGGUAUUUUAUACCAGAAAGAGUUGCCAGACAGUCAUCUAACUGAACAAGCUCAGAAAGUUUCACCUGCUCCUGGACCCCCUGAGCAGAAAACUGGGAUUCCUAGAGUAACUUCUACUUCUUACUCACAUAGAGAGAAGACCAGUAUUUUCUACCCACAAGCCUUGCCCGGCAGUCAUCUAUCUGAAGAGGCUCUGAAAGAUUCAGCUAUUUCUGGACUAGCUGAUCAGAAGACUGGGACAUCAGAACCUUCUGGUUCCUACUCACAUAGAGAGAAAUCCAGUGUUUUCUACCAACAGGAGUUGCCAGAUAGUCAUCUAACUGGAGAGGCUCGGAAAGUUUCAGGUGUUACUGGAACAGGUGACCAGAAGACUGGGAUACCUAUAGUAACCUCUGCUUCCUACUUACGUAAAGAGAAGCCCAUUAUUUUCUACCAGCAGGCCUUACCAGAUAGAUAUCUUACUGAAGAGGCUCUGAAUGUUUCAACUGCUCCCAGACCAGCUGACCAGAAGACUGGGAUACCUGCAGUACCAUCUAGUUCCUAUUUAUAUAGAGAGAAGCCCAUCAUUUCUUACCAGCAAGAGUUUCCAGAUCUUACUCAAGUGGCUUUAAAAGUUUUAGAGGUUCCUGGACCAGCUGACCAGAAGAUUGGGAUACCAGCAGUAAUCUCUACUUCUUCCUCAUAUGGAGAGAAGCCCAUCAUUUCUUACCAGCAAGAGUUGCCAGAUCCUAAUGAAGAUGCUUUAAAAUGUUUAGAGCUUCCUGGACAAGCAGACCAGACCACUGGUAUGCAUAUUGUGCCCCCUACUUCCUAUUCACAUAGAGAGAGCCCCAUCUUUUCUUACCAGAAGGAGUUGCCAGAUAUUACUGAAGAAACUUUGAAAGUUUCAGCUGUUCCUGAACCAGCUGACCAGAAGAUUGGCAUACAAACAGUCCCCUCUAGUUCCUACUCAUAUAGAGAGAAGGCCGAUGUUUUUUACCAGCAGGAGUUGCCAGAUCUUACUGAAGAAACUUUAAAAGUUUUUGCUCUUCCUGGACCAGCUGACCAGAGCGCUGAGAUAACAAAAGGGCCUUCUAGUUCUUACUCACAUAAAGAGAAACUCGGGAUUUUACCGGAUGACCAGAAGGCUGAGUUACUGUCAGCUCCCCUUAGUUCCUACUCACAUAGAGAAAAGCCUAAGACUUCAACUGUGAUCGGACCAGAUGACCAGAAGACUCCAUUACUGACAGGUUUUCCUAAUUCUUAUUCUCAGAGAGUAAAGCCCAGUAUUUUCUUUCAACAGCAGUUGCCAGAUAGACAUCAAAGUGGAGAUAUUCUGAAGAUUUCACCUGUUCCUGAACCAACUGAUGUGAAUUCUUGGAUACAAAUACCUCUUUCUAGUUCCUAUUCACACAGAGAGAAAUCUAAUAUUUUCUACCCAGAGGAAUUGCCAGACAAACAUCUCACUGAAGAUUCACUGAAGGUUUCAACAGUUCCUGGACCAGCUGACCAAAAAACUGUGUUACCAGCAGUUCCUCCUAGUUCCUUUUCACAUAGAGAGAAAGCAAUUCUUUUCUACCAACAGGAUUCGCCAGAAAGACAUCUAACUGAAAAUAACCUGAAGUUCUCAAGUAAUCUUGGGCAAGCUGGUCAGAUUACUGGGUUAUCAACAGUUCCCCCUAGUACUUAUUCACAUAGUGAGAAGCACAAACUUGUUUCAGACCAUGUCCAAAGGCUGAUAGAUAAUUUGGAUUCUUCUAACACCAGUGUUAUCUCAAACAAUAUGCCUUUAAAUUCUCAGGCUGAUGGUAGAGUUGUAAGAAAUAAGCCAGAAUCUUCAGGUUUUGAAGAUGUUGGCUCUAAGGAAAUCCAGGAUACGGAAAACAGUUCCAAAACUCUUAAAGAGAUUCAGACACUUUUAAUGGAAGCAGAAAAUAUAGCACUGAGACGAUGCAAUUUUCCUGUUCCCCUUGUCCCUUUCGGAGAUGUUAGUGAUAUUUCAUUUAUACAAUCUAAGAAGGUGGUUUGCUUCAAAGAACCCCCCACAACUGAUGCAUCUAAUGGUGAUUUGUCUCAGAGACAGCCAUUCACAGAAGAAAGCCCAAGCAACAAGUGCAUACAGAAGGAUAUUAGCACACAGACGAAUCUGAAAUGCCAGAGAGGCAUUGAAAAUUGGGAGUUUAUUAGUUCAACUACAGUUAGAAGUCCUUUACAGGAAGCAGAAAGCAAAGCCAGAGUGGCAUUAGACGAAACCCUUAGGCAAUAUAAAGCAGCCAGAUCUGUAAUGAGAUCUGACCCUGAAGGGUAUAGUAGAACCAUUGAGAAUAAGAUUGUUAUUCCUAUGAUGACUGUCAUUAAAAGUGAUUCAAGUAGUGAUGCAAGUUCCUGCUCACGGGACAGUAAUUCCUUGGAGUCAGUUUCUGAUGUGCUUCUAAACUUCUUUCCAUAUUCUUCACCCAAGACAAGCAUGACAGAUAGCAGAGAGGAAGAGGGUGUGUUAGAGAGUGACAAUGGUGGUGGUAGCAGUGUAGAUUCACUGGCUGCAUAUGUGAAAAACCUUCUGAAAUGUGAAUCCUCGUUGAACCAUGCUAAACAAAUACUCAGAAAUGCGGAGGAGGAGGAAUCUCGGGUACGGGCACGAGCCUGGAAUCUGAAGUUUAAUAUGGCUCAUGAGUAUGGCUACUCCAUUUCAGAAUUAAAUGAAGAUGACAGGAGAAAAGUUGAAGAGAUCAAAGCACAGUUGUUUGGUCAUGGGAGAACAACUGACUUGCCCAAGGGUUUACAGAGUCCACAGGGAAUAGGAUGCAAGCCAGAAGCUGUAUGUAGUCACAUUAUUAUUGAGAGCCAUGAAAAAGGAUGUUUCAGGACUCUAACAGUUGAACGGCCACAAUUGGACAGCCACCCUUGUGUUUUCAGAUCUGCUGAACCCUCAGAAAUGAUCAGAGGACCACGGAGCCCAUCAUCAUGGACAACCAGGCACAUCAACCUUGCCAAGUCACUGGACCAGAACAACUCCCAUUUCAAAGUUUGGAAUUCAUUGCAGUUACAAAGUCAUUCCCCAUUUCAAAACUUUGUAGGUGAUGACUUGAAAAUUAGCAAGGGUCUUCGAAUGCCAUUCCGUGAAAAGUUGGACCCUUGGCUGUCAGAAUUAGUAGAACCUGCUUGUAUGUCACCUGAAGAAAUGGAUUGUCAGUCUUCAUCACAAAUGCUGCCCCCAGAACCCAUGAAAAAGUUUACUACCUCCAUCACUUUCUCAUCUCACCGACAUUCUAAAUGCUUUUCAGAUUCCUCUUUUCUUAAGGUUGGUGUUCCUGAAGGUAGCCAGUGUACUGGAGCAUCUGUGGGGCUAGUUAAUUCUCAUAUCACUGAAGAGCAAGAUCCUCCUAGAGAUCUAAAAGAGAAAAUCUCUUCCCCUUCAUCAUUUAAAAUCAUUAGUCAGUCACCAGAUAAAGUUGUGACUAUUUUAGCAGAAAAUAGUAGGCAAAGCCAAAAAUUAUCUGUUGAACAUUCUCACCAAGAAGAAAAACCCUUAGAAAGAUCAGAUUUUAAAGGCAGUCAUUCUAAGCCCAGUACCAGUGCAAAUGAUAGCAAUUUCAAGGAAGUUCAUUUUUCUGAUAACGAUGCUCUCAUUAGCAUGGGCAGACCAAGUUCCACACUAGGAGUAAAAGAGAAGAAUGUAACUAUAACUCCAGAUCUUCCUUCGAACAUUUUUCUUGAACAAGAGCUCUUUGAACAAAGCAAAGCCUCACAUGCAGAUCACCGUGUGAGAAAACACAAUUCUCCCCCUCCUCAACAUCAGGAUUAUGUAGCUGCAAAUCUCCCUUGUCGUAUUUUUCUUGAAAAACGAGAACUCUUUAAACAAAGCAAGACCCAACAUAAAGAAAAUCUGUUGAGAGAAAACCACUCUCCCCUUCCUCAAAGUCAGGAUUAUAUAGCUUCAGACCUUCCUUCUCCCAUUUUUCUUGAACAACGUCAGCUCUUUGAACAAAGCAAAGCCCCAGAUGUAGAUCACCACAUGGGAAAACACCAUUCUCCCUUUCCUCAAGGUCAGGAUUGUAUAGUAGAAAAGAAUAAUGAACAUAAGCCUAAAUUACACAUUUCUGAUAUGAUAAAUGUUGAAGCCGAAUUCAGUGAUGUGGCGUCCCCAUCAGCCCCAAAUCAAUGUACAGUAGUAACAUCUGCAUCUACUCCACCUUCAAAUAGAAAAGCACUUUCUUGUGUUCGUAUAACUCUUUGUCCCAAGACUCCUUCCAAGUUGGGUAGUGGAACCUUAGAUAAAAGAUUUCAUUCAUUGGAUCCUGCCUCUAAAACAAGGAUGAAUAGUGAGUUUAACUCUGACCUACAGACUAUAUCUUCAGAAUCAUUGGAACCAACCUCCAAAUUAUUGACCAGUAAACCUGUAGCACAGGAUCAAGAAUCUUUAGGUUUUCUAGGACCUAAAUCUUCACCGGACUUCCAAGUCAUACAGUCUCCUCUUCCAGAUAGUAAUAUUAUUUCUCAGGACCUGAAAACCAUACCUUUUCAGAAUAGCCAGAUAGUAACCUCCAGGCAAACACAAGUGAACAUUUCAGAUUUGGAAGGAUAUUCCAAUCCAGAAGGGACUCCGGUAUCUGCAGUUCGGUCACCAAAGGAGAUUAAGACCCCGUUUUCUCCCUUCUCUGGAAAAUUAUCAUCUGAUGCAGUCACUCAGAUAACAACAGAAAGUCCAGCAAAAGCCAUGUUUUCAUCUGAGAUUUUUGUUAAUGCUGAAGAUCGUGGACAUGAUAUUCCAGAGCUCAGUACACGGAGGUUGGGCAAAGUUCCUGUUAAGUUUGAUUCAUCAUCUUCAGUCCAACAGAUUACUGUUCCUCAUGGCACAGAUGGCCAACCUUUACUGUUGCCAUAUAAGCCUUCUGGUAGUACGAAGAUGUACUAUGUUCCCCAAUUAAGACAAAUUCCUUCAUCUCUGGAUUCCAAGUCAGACACCACCAUUGAGAGCUCACACUCAGGAUCCAAUGAUGCCAUUGCUCCAGACUUCCCGGCUCAGGUGCUAGGCACAAGGAAUGAUGACCUGGCAGACACUGUUAACAUUAAACAUAAAGAGGGGAUCUACAGUAAGAGGGUGGUAACUAAGGCAUCCUUGUCAAUGGGGAAAAAACCCUUUCAGAAAGAUAAUGCAGAUGCUCAAGCUCAAGUUCUCAUCACUGGGGAUGAGGACCUCUCAGACAAAAACCAGAAAAAGGAGAUCUACAGUAAAAGGGCAGUGACCGAGGCUGCUCUAUCUGAAGAAAAAGAAUCCUUGCAGAAAGACACUACAGGUUGCAGUGCUGCUGCUGCUUCAGAGCAGUCAGCUCAACUACAAGACAUGAAGAUUGAUAGUCUACCAGACACUACAGCCACUAAACAGAAAGAGGAGAUUCACAGUAAGAGGACAGUUCCUAAGGAAGGCUGGCCCGAAGAGAAGAAAUCCUUGCAAAUAGGUAUUGCAGAGCCCAGAUGUCAUUCAGAAUUUGAAAAUACCACCCAUUCUGUCUUCAGGUCAGCUAAGUUUUACUUUCAUCAUCCAGUGCACCUACGAAGUGAUCAAGAUUUUUGCCAUGAAUCCUUAGGAAGAAGAGUUUUCAUGAGGCAUUCUUGGAAAGAUUCCUUUCAGCAUCAUCCAGACAAACAAAGAGAACACACUUGUCUUCCUUCCUCUUAUCAAAAUGUGGCAAAGACAAAGUCAGAUUAUACCACAGUAGAGAGCCUCAGUAUCAAUGUAAACUUGGAAAACAAAGGAGUAAAGCAUACUACUAAAAGUCAGGCUAGACAUUUCCCAAAAUAUGACAAACAAGUUAAUGACCUAAAAAGGGAUCAUAAGGCCACCCCAGAGUUAACAACUCAGCACACUGUGAGUUUAAAUGAACUCUGGAACAGGUAUCAGGAGCGACAGAGGCAACAGAAACCUCCUGAGUUCAGUGCCAAGAAGGAACUUUCCUUGGUGGAGCGACUUGAUCGUUUGGCUAAACUUCUUCAGCAUCCCAUCACACAUUCUCUCCAGUCCUCAGAAAGUACACAGGAUGAUAACAAGGGGGAACAAGAUGUUAAGGAACGGAGUGGUAGACAGCAACAGCAGAAAAACAAGCUUCAGAAAAAGAAACGGUAUAAAAGCCUGGAGAAAUGCCAUAAAAAUACAGGCGAUCUUAAAAAAAACAAGGUUCUUUCUACUCAUCAAGCUGGGAGGUCCAAUCAGAUUAAAAUUGAACAGAUUAAAUUUGAUAAAUAUAUUCUGAGAAAACAGCCAGGUUUUCAUUAUAUAAAUAACACUUCUUCAGAUUCUAGACACUCAGAGGAGAGUGAGCUGCUCACAGAUACUGCCACCAACAUCCUUUCCACCACCACUUCUGUGGAAUCAGAUAUAUUGACCCAAACAGAUAAGGAAGUGACUCUGCAUGAGAGGAGCAGCUCUAUUUCCACCAUUGAUACUGCCCGACUGAUCCAUGCUUUUGGCCAUGAAAGAGUUUGUUUGUCACCCAGGCGAAUUAAAUUAUACAGCAGCAUCACCGACCAUCAGAGGAGAUACCUUGAGAAGCGGAGCAAGAAAAACAAGAAACCACUGAAUACAGGUUAUCCCCAAAUUACUUCAGAGCACACCAGAAGGAAACACGUCCAGGUGAGCGACCAUAUUUCUUCUGACUCUGUUUCGUCUUCUACCAGCAGUUUCUGGAGCUCGAGCUCUACCCUUUGCAACAAGCAAAAUGUACAUAUGUUAAAUAAGGGCAUACAAGCAGGUACGUUGGAGAUUGUGAAUGGUGUCAGAAAACACACUCGAGAUGUUGGAAUGACUUUCCCAACUCCAAGUUCUAGCGAGGCUAGAGUAGAAGAGGACAGUGAUGUGACCUCUUGGUCAGAAGAAAAGAUAGAAGAGAAAAGGUUCCCUAACAAUUAUCUUGGGGACAGAAAAUUAAGGAAGAAUAAGCAGAGCUGCUGGGAAGGAGUUUCAUGGUUUGUUCCUGUGGAAAAUGUGAAGUCUGGUCCUAAGAAGGAAAACCUGCCCAAGUUUCAUGGCCCUGGUGUCUCCUGGUUUGCACCAGUAACCAACACCACGCCUUGGAGGGAGCCACUACAGGAACAGAACUGGCAAGGACAGCACGUGGACAGCCACAGUUCACUAGCAGGCCCAGGCAGAGAUCCACUGAAGCCAUUUGUGAGAGCAACCCUACAGGAAUCACUGCAACUUCACAGACCUGACUUCAUCUCCCGCUCUGGGGAACGGAUAAAGCGCCUGAAGUUAAUAGUCCAGGAGAGGAAGCUGCAGAACAUGUUACAGAGUGAACGGGAGGCACUGUUCAGCACUGUGCGAGAAUGGCAGGGCCACCGGGAUGCUAUGCACCUGCUCCCUAAGAGAGGCUUCCUGGCUGCCCAAAAGAAAAGGCCUAUUGGAAAGAAGGAAAUGAUUCAGCGGUCUAAAUGGAUUUAUGAACAGCUUCCAGAAGUACAGAAAAAGAGAGAAGAGGAAAAGAGGAGAUUGGAAUAUAAGUCCUACCGGCUGCGAGCCCAGCUAUAUAAAAAGAAAGUGACCAGUCAACUCUUGGGGAGAAAAGUUCCUUGGAACUGACAUAAGAGUAUUUUCCUCAGAGCCUUGGAAUUAUAUUUUAUCGGCCUGGAGGAGCACAAUCCUUACUUUUAUGAGUCUGGUUUAAUAAAACUUAUCUUGU
Messenger RNA from Mesoplodon densirostris (Blainville's beaked whale), 12154 nucleotides. RefSeq names its product ALMS1 centrosome and basal body associated protein (gene ALMS1). The record is from RefSeq and is a predicted model, not a curated record. NCBI's taxonomy places the organism in Eukaryota, Metazoa, Chordata, Mammalia, Artiodactyla, Ziphiidae. Gene Ontology annotation, cellular component: centriole; cytosol; centrosome. The transcript is spliced from 23 exons. Bases 1 to 12054 code for a protein of 4017 amino acids. Gene Ontology annotation, biological process: regulation of centriole replication.